Messenger RNA from Drosophila ficusphila, 1223 nucleotides. RefSeq lists its product as uncharacterized. Bases 119 to 1030 code for a protein of 303 amino acids. Gene Ontology annotation, molecular function: acyltransferase activity, transferring groups other than amino-acyl groups. The record is from RefSeq and is a predicted model, not a curated record. The transcript is spliced from 2 exons. Lineage: Eukaryota; Metazoa; Arthropoda; Insecta; Diptera; Drosophilidae.
UGGUCGAACCAGCGAGUUUGCUCGGGCCAGUUUGUCAGUCAUUGGACGGCGGCCAGACGGAACUAAACCCAAAACAAACCCGAGUCGAUCGGCGGACAGACGGAUAGAGAUUCUGGCGAUGGGCAGCGAUAAGGACACUGAUAUACUGCGGCCACUUAGCGAUGGCGAGGUGGACGAGCUGCUCGACCUCUAUAAGGCCCAGUUCGGGGUGAGGAACUUCCACUACCUGCUGCUGUACAACCAGCGGAAGUGGGAUCGCCAGCUGGACGAGGCCGGGAUACCGCGCGACGAUCCCAACUACAUUUCCCUGCGGAAACAGUUCUUCACCCACCGCAGGGGCGACUUCCGCCAGUGGGGCACCUACGUGAGUCUGCAUCGGGACAUCGUCCAGAGCGUCUCCUUCUUCAGCUGGCAGCCGGACGGCGCCCCGGAGAUGUGGGAGUGCCUGGAGGCCACCGAGCUGAUCGAGUGGACCCAGGGCGCCCUGCUCACCAACGUGGACCUGGGCUUCUGCGAGCGGAUCAAGCAGCUGGUCGCCAGCCGCGGAGUCGCCUCCAUUCAGCCGCGCCAGUGCUUCGGAAUGGUUCUGCCCCACGAGGCAGCCCUCGGUGCCGAGGUUCCCGAGCUGUCCGAGUUCGAGAUCCGGCGGCUGAGGGACGAGGACGCGGCCGUGGUCCACGAGACCUGGCCCAACAAGGGCGAGGGCUCUCUCACCUAUCUCCGGGCUCUGGUCCGCUUCAACAAAUCCCUGGGUGUCUGCCGGAGCGACACUGGCGAGCUGCUCGCCUGGAUCUUCCAGAACGACUUUUCCGGGCUGGGGAUGCUUAAAGUGCUGCCCAAGGCGGAGCGACGUGGACUGGGUGGCCUCCUGGCCGCCGCGAUGACACGGAGGAUCGCCCAGAGCGAGGAGGUCACACUCAGCGCCUGGAUCGUGGCCACCAACUUUCGGUCGGAGGCGCUCCUGAAGCGGAUCGGCUACCAGAAGGAGCUGGUCAACGAGUGGAUCAAGCUGCUGCCCAAUCCCUCUUAGCAGUUGGUGUCCCUGCUCGACAUUCCGGUUGAUAGUUGCACAUACCACGUAGCACAAGUGGGUUAGGUCAAUGAGAACACACGACGAUUUGCAUUUGCUAUGCCUAUGUACAUGGUCAACAAUUUUAUUUUGGCAUUUGACAUGCGCUCACGCUUUCUGAAUACACUUUACGGCUUAAUCAAAUUCAAAAACA